AUGAAAAGAAAAUUUGAUGAUGCUUUUGAAUUAGUGGGAGAAGAUAAUAGUGUAUUAGACACGCACAGUAAAUUACUUUCAGGUUCCAAUGAUUUUUUACUUGAGAUAGAGCAAGACGAUACUUUUGCAUUAAGAGACCGUGAAGAAACCUGCAAAAUAUUGGACAAAUAUAACGAAUCACCUUUAUAUUUCAAUAAGUUGUUAGACCUAGAACCGGGUGAUGCUUCAUUAGGAAAACGUGAGGAAGUCCACAGAAUGUUGGGUAAAUACGAAGAAUCACUUCAUGAACUCAAUAGAUUACUAGAAAUUGAUCCGGAAAACGCAGCUUUAUUAAGAAGUCGUGGGGAAACCUACAAAAUGCUGGAUAAGUAUUACGAAUCACUUUCUGACUUAAAUAAAUCAUUAGAAGUGGAUCCAAAUCAUGCUUCGGCAUUAAGAAGUCGUGGGGCAAUAUACGGCAUGUUGAAUAUGUAUGAUGAAUCACUUCAUGACCUUAACAAGUCAUUAGAAUUAGAACAAAAUGACGCCUCUGCGUUAAGAAAUCGUGGAGUAGUUUACAGAAUGUUGGGUAAAUAUAAUGAAUCGCUUUUGGAUCUUGAUAGAUCAUUGAAAAUAGAACCAAAUGACGCUUCUACACUAAGAAAUCGCGGAGUGGUUUAUUCAAUAUUGGGUAAAUAUAAUGAAUCACUUUUGGACUUCGAUAGAUCGCUAGAAAUAGAACCGGAUAAUGCUUUCGCACUAAGAAAUCGUGGAGUAACCUACACAAUGUUGGGUAAAUAUAAAGAAUCGCUUUCGGAUCUUAAUAGGUCACUAGAAGUAGAACCGGAUAAUCCCUUUGCAUCAAAAAACAAAGAAGAAAUUCAUAAGAUCUCGAGUAAAUAUGAUAAAUUAAUUUCGGAUUGUAAGGAAUUGUCAAAGAAACAAAAUGUUAUUCACGGUAGAUUCAGUAGUGAGGAGGAUAAAAAGCUUCUUGAGUAUAUUAAUAAACAUGGCAUUGGAAGGUGGCAAGAUGUUGCAGGCCACGUAGGAACAAGAAACGAAAAACAAUGUAGAGAACGAUACUUUGGCCACUUGGCACCAGAAGUUAAUAAAAGUCCUUUUACGGAAAAUGAAAUCAAAAAAAUAUAUGAAUUGCGAGAAGAGGGCUAUAAAUGGGCUGAAAUCUCCAGAAGACUAGGAAAUGGUCGUACUCCGAAUAACAUUAAAAAUAUUUGGAAUCAAAAAUUAUCCAAAUCACCGGGAGGAAGAGAGUCAAAAAAGAUAAAGGGCGACAAGUUAUCUGUCGAAUCCACGAUUGGUGCGCAAUCUCUCUUAACUUUUUCGGGCAGAGAAUUAGAUUGCCCUUCAGUAUUCCUUAACGACGAAAGGUUGACUAAUGAAUUGCCUAGUAUGCAACUAAUCCCAGGUCUUCCGAAAUAUCACUCACCUUUGAAACCCUUGGAGGGGAUAACGUAUAACAAACAAUUAAAUAUUCAAUUACCACCUAUUAUCUCGUAUAUGCAAAUGUUUCAGCAAUAA
Acaulospora morrowiae is the source of this 1518-nucleotide messenger RNA. The record is from the annotation of a GenBank genome assembly. NCBI's taxonomy places the organism in Eukaryota, Fungi, Glomeromycota, Glomeromycetes, Diversisporales, Acaulosporaceae.